AUGUCUGUCGUGGGGAAGACGGAUUGGCAAAAAUUGCCCGUCACACUUGGGGAGCUUUGUAUCAACACCACCUUAAGAUGUGGGCAAUCUUUUAGAUGGCAGAAGAUCAACCAUGAAUGGCGAGUUGUUUUCGAACCACAGCCUGUCGAAUAUACUAAUAGCUUCAGGACCUGCACUUUACAUGGACGACUUCUUCACCUGAAGCAGGACUCGACUCAUCUGCACUAUCGGGUCACCUUUCCAGCUCCCAAACCUUUGACGCCACCACCCAACAAUACAGAAGCUCUCCUACGGCACUAUUUCAACCUGGAUACUAGCCUCGAACCGCUUUAUAAACAGUGGUCAGAUGAUGAUGCCAACUUCAAAAAGAGGGCUCCCCAGUUUAAAGGCGUUCGAAUUCUCAGUCAAGAUGCCUGGGAGACGUUGAUAUGUUUUAUCUGUAGCAGCAACAACAAUAUUACGCGGAUAUCACAAAUGGUGUAUAAGCUGUGUCUGAAUUACGGCCCCCUCAUUGCAUAUAUGGGAGACGAGCCAUUUCACGACUUCCCAUCGCCUCAAGACCUUACAGGAGAUGGUGUUGAAUCACGUCUUCGAGAAUUAGGCUUCGGAUACCGGGCAAAGUACAUUGCUGAAACAGCACGGAUGGUUGCCAACGAGAAGCCUGAAACCUGGUUGGAAAGCCUUCGGAACCCUGACCAACCAGGCUUCAACACAACGCCUGUACCGAAGGAGAAGCAUGCAAGUUACAAAGAGGCACUGGCGCAACUACUCACUUUGAAGGGGGUUGGCCCCAAAGUUGCCGACUGCGUAUGCCUCAUGGGCCUCGGCUGGGGAGAGGCAGUUCCGGUCGACACUCAUGUUUGGCAAAUCGCUCAGCGAGACUACAAGUUUGGGAAAUCAAAGGCCAAGACAUUAAACAAGGCCACUUACGAGGCUGUGGGGGACCACUUCCGAAGCCUCUGGGGGCCAUUUGCCGGCUGGGCUCACUCAGUCCUCUUUGCCGCUGAUUUGAGAGAGUUUGCAGCUCAGGCUGCAAAAGAAGAGGACGAGCCUACCGUGUUGAAACUGAUGGCGUACGAUUCCACAGAACAUACCAGAUCAAAAACGAAGACGACUAUUACCAUUACUGACAGUGACACUAUGGUGAAAGAAGAAACACCGGUCAUUGAACCCAAAGAUGAGCAAGGGCUGGAGGAGAUCAAACAGAUGAGAAGGUCGAAAAGGGUGCGCACUUCAUAA
Molecule: messenger RNA, 1239 nt
Organism: Fusarium redolens
Lineage: Eukaryota; Fungi; Ascomycota; Sordariomycetes; Hypocreales; Nectriaceae
Product: DNA glycosylase
Exons: 2
Coding region: 1-1239 (412 amino acids)
Biological process (GO): base-excision repair, AP site formation; base-excision repair; nucleotide-excision repair
Cellular component (GO): nucleus
Molecular function (GO): 8-oxo-7,8-dihydroguanine DNA N-glycosylase activity; damaged DNA binding
Source: RefSeq, a predicted model, not a curated record